Oncorhynchus keta (chum salmon) is the source of this 1138-nucleotide messenger RNA. RefSeq names its product protein shisa-like-1a. Bases 133 to 612 code for a protein of 159 amino acids. NCBI's taxonomy places the organism in Eukaryota, Metazoa, Chordata, Actinopteri, Salmoniformes, Salmonidae. The record is from RefSeq and is a predicted model, not a curated record. The transcript is spliced from 3 exons.
UGAGCAUUCCCUGUGGAAUGCCAGGUAAGUUUCCUGCUCUACAUCAUACAUAAGCCACACGAAGCACAAACCACAGGCAGGGGAAUACUGUGGACUUAAACCAGAAAUCCUAAUGAAGUAGGGUGUGGAGCUAUGCUGUGUGAGGCCUACUCUGACCACUGGGGUGGUCACCACACAGGGUUCCACUGUCCCCGCCUCUCUGACCCCCCUGACCUGUCCUUCUGUUGCUGGCUGGGAGAGGGUUUGGGGCUCAAACAGUGCUGCCCACGUUCCCAGUACCACAAUAGCAUGAACAGCAGUCAGACAGGGACCAGAGUGAACUCCAAAGAACCUGUUUACAGCUACAGGUCCCUGUUCCAGACUGUGGUUCUGCUCUAUGGGUCCUUGGUACUGGUCCUGAUGCUUGUGGACUUCCUAUGGUUCUGUCGUGCGCGGGGUCUUUCAGUAACGGCAGCUCUUACGAGGCAUGUCACGUGUCCCCGUUGGAUCUCUAGCCUCCUCUUCCCGUACAGCAACAAGACACAGCAGCAGCUCUACUGCUACCAUGGCAAUGGGAGGGACUCACAAGUCCUAGGUGAGCACAAGAUCCCUCAAGACUCCUCUUGUCUCUAAGGUAACAGAGGACACCGACAACAGUGAGGCAAUUUGGCUGACCCAUUAAAGACUGAGAGUGUCCUAGGGGAGAAAUGUCCAUGCCAAGUUCUACAUUUGAGCAUUUGAAUACCUUGAUGACCAUCAAUUUAAAACAACAAAAAACUGGAUAACAUACAUACACUAUGGCAUAACAGGGUGUUUUCGUGCAUAUGGAUCACACCAGAGUAUAUAGGGAUAAUGAGUGAUCAUAAGAUAUCUUAUGGUUUUGCUUGUAUAUUUCCAAUGUGUAUAGUUUUAAUAGGUACAUUUAUUCCCAUCAGCACCAGAUUUAUUAGGAUAUACAGUGAAUCAGUAAACUACUUUGUCUCUAUACUGAGCAAGAGGGCUCAUAAUGCCCUGCAUUGGGUGUCUACUUCAGGUAAAUGUAUGGAACAUUAGAUGAUACUGUAUGAUAUCUAUGGUCUGUCUUUUGUCAUCCUUAUCAUAAUGAAAUACAAUGCUUUAUACUAAAUAAAAGUUAACAUUGCAGCUCUAAUAAAAUCAA